Molecule: messenger RNA, 1548 nt
Organism: Colletotrichum karsti
Lineage: Eukaryota; Fungi; Ascomycota; Sordariomycetes; Glomerellales; Glomerellaceae
Product: histidine acid phosphatase
Exons: 2
Coding region: 1-1548 (515 amino acids)
Biological process (GO): dephosphorylation
Molecular function (GO): phosphatase activity
Source: RefSeq, a predicted model, not a curated record
AUGACGACCCUUGAGCCUCGCCAACCCUACACCGACGCGGAGCUGCGCCAGCUGUACCCUCCCCAGCUCAAGCUCCAGCUGGUGCAGAUCCUCCUGCGCCACGGCGAGCGCACACCUGUCACCCCACGCUUCCAGAACACCGGCCUCCCUGCGUACUGGCCCUACUGCACUGCCGUCCGCCACCUCCGCUCCGCCGUUCUUGACCCUGACACUGGCGAAUACUCAUACCUUGACUGGAGGCGUCGCCUAGAGACUUUCAGCUCCCGAGAUGACAGCCCCGUCAUCGCUACCGGCCCCGGCGCCGAGCUCGACGAUGUGUGUGAUAUGGGCAUGCUCACCGACCGCGGCCGCGAGACCACCCGUAACCUAGGACGCCGGUUCCGCGAUCUUUACGUCGAUCGCCUCGGCUUCCUCCCCGCCGACCUCACAAACGCCGAGUCCCUCUACCUGCGCUCAACUCCCGUCCCCAGAGCCCUAGAGUCCCUCCAGCAGGCCCUGACCGGCCUCUAUCCCGCCCAGUACCGAGCUCCCGACUUGCCGACCCUCACCAUCAUCUCCCGAUUGCAGCCAGACGAGACCCUGUUCCCCAACGAUGGCAUGUGUCGCCGCUUUGCCGUUCUUUCGCGCGCCUUUGCCCAGCGCACCGCCGAUCGAUGGAACGACACGCCCGAGAUGGAAUACCUCAAUAAGAAGCUCGGCAAGUGGAUGCCCGAAGGUUCGCGCAUCGCCGUCGACUCUCGUCCUAGACUGAGCGGUAUCAUGGACACCAUCAACGCUACACGUGCCCAUGGUCCGAAGACCAAGCUUCCCUCCGAGUUUUACGACCGCAAGGUCAUCGAAAUCAUUGAGAGGAUUGGCGUUGAGGAGUGGUACAGCGGUUACAAGGAGAGCCAGGAGUAUCGCACUUUGGGCAUAGGUGGUCUGUUGGGCGACGUUGUGGCUCGCAUGGUUGGUAGUGCGGAACACAGUCCGGCUGACGGAGACUACGAGAUCAAGAAUCCCGGCGCCGCUCCCAGUACUGUCAAGUUUGGUAUGAGUGGUUGUCACGACACUACGCUGGCAGGCGUACUGGCUAGUCUGGGUGCUUUCGGUGAUGACCAGUGGCCCCCUUUCACUAGCCAUGUCGCCAUCGAGCUCUUCCGUGACUCGAAGAUCCCGGCCGUGGACACGCCCGCCGAGCUUCCCGUAGCGUCGGCGCCGAAGAGCGGUAGCUGGUUUGGCUCUUGGUUCUCCUUUGGCCGCGGCAGCACUCCGUUCCCUGGCACGGCGCCGUCUGGAAUCGGCCGCAAGCCUACUCCUGAGCUUACUGACGCUGAGAAGAACAAGUUGGAAGGCUACUACGUGAGAUUGAGGUAUAACGACGAGCCCGUCACUAUCCCGGGCUGCAAGCCAGCCGGUAAGCACCUCGAAGGCGACGAGUCGUUUUGCACUCUGGCCGCCUUCAAGUCGAUCGUCGACAAGUACACGCCUAAGAACUGGAAGGAGCAAUGCCGCAUGAACCUCACUGCCCCAGCCGUCCCGGCCAACCCCGAGCCGGCGGGAUACUAA